This is a messenger RNA of Linepithema humile (Argentine ant), 1700 nucleotides long. Its product is annotated as aprataxin and PNK-like factor. Gene Ontology annotation, cellular component: site of double-strand break; nucleus. The record is from RefSeq and is a predicted model, not a curated record. Gene Ontology annotation, molecular function: protein binding; DNA-(apurinic or apyrimidinic site) endonuclease activity; 3'-5' exonuclease activity. Gene Ontology annotation, biological process: double-strand break repair. Lineage: Eukaryota; Metazoa; Arthropoda; Insecta; Hymenoptera; Formicidae.
AUACUAUUUUGUCGAUGACAGAAUUUAACUGUCACGCGGCGCAAUUAAUCUUGUGUUAUAGUUAAUAAACUUGCGAUACUUUGAUUCGUAUUUUAAUAUUGAAAAAUACCUAUUUUUAGACAUCUUUAUCAAUCGGAUAUUAUACAUAUAUAAUAAGAGCAAUUAAACCAUGAUACAUAAAUGAGAAGAUAAGCAAGCAGUUAGUAAAAUAUAAAUAACAGAGUGUUGGGACAAUUAUUGCUUCAUUAAUUAUUGCUGAUGACACAUAUCACUAUACAUGUUAAUUUAACAGAAGAUUAAUUUUUACAUACUGUGACACAUUGUUAUUGCAGUGUAAUGAUGGGCAGGUGCUGAAACACGCUGUGACCAUCAAUUUAUCGCCCAAUGAUGAAAUGACAAUUACUCCGUAUAUUAGGUGGCACCAUGUUACAUGAAAUCCGCUGGAUGUGCAAAAUGGCAAUCUCUUAAAUCAGGAAGUCGUGUGCCUAUAAAGCCAGGUGACGUCUGCUCUCUACUGCCUGACAAAUGUUGGUUUAAGGUUAUCUCAGUGCCAGACACAAUGGAAGAGAAUGAUCAGAUAUUAAAGAGAAAAGUUGAUGAAGAUUCAAGUAACGAAGCAGACAGUAAGAAAGCAUGCUUGUCAUCCAGCACAGAAGCUGUUGUGUCCCCUAGUGAAACGUUGAAUAUUCUUAAUGAUAAGGAUUUAUUAACUAAACAUGAGAAUUUUCCCAUUAAUGGAAACGCGGAACCCGAUAUACUUGUGCCAGUCUUACAGGAGAUUUAUUCUGCAAGCUGUCCGGAGGGAAGUAAUAUGCCUGCAACUAGUUCUAAAAUGUCAAUAGAUUUUCAAGACGCAAUUGAAUCUUUUGUGGAGCAUGAGAAUACAAAACAAAAAGCAGAGAAUAUUAAUUUAACAAAUGAAACUGCAACAGAUUCAAUAGACGCUGAAUCCGUUGAAAAGAAAAUCAAAUGGGAUGGCAAUGCUCGCUUCAGUGAUCGGGCUGAAGCAGCUUCUGUCGGUGAUCGAGCUGAAGCAGCUUCAGCUUCAGUUCCAGUUCCACAGAACGAUUCUCAAUCGCCAGUUGUCGCGCCUCGGAAACGAAAAAAUGCACCAAAACCUGACAGAGUUCCUAGAGAAAAGUGCAAGUACGGCACUCAAUGUUACCGGAAGAAUUCCAAUCACAAAACCAAUUACAGCCAUCCGGGCGAUCGCGAUUACGAUGAAGUCGACAAUCGAGUAGAGUGUCCAUAUGGUGUGAAGUGCUAUCGUAAGAAUCCACAGCACAGGGCUCAAUAUAAGCACACGAUUGUGUCGCGUCGUCGUCGAAAAGCUACCAUUCCCGUGCCUUCAGCGACUGUCGAUACACCUGAAACAGACCAUUCGUCCGCGGAAGAAUCCGUAGACGAGUCCGAUUACGAACCAUCCGUGUACACGGAGAGUUCGGACGAUUGGGACGAUAGCAGGAGCGAGUGGGAAGAUGGCACAACCGGCUGACCAAAGAUUUACUGGUCUUCUCAUGUCAUCGUCCAUUUCUAUGUCAUUUUUGAGAACGUUCAAAUUAUAAGAUACGUUUAUUAUAGUAUAUAAUACAGAUAUUUUAUUAUGAAAUAUUUAUUUUUAUAUUUGAACUGAAGUAUUGUACCUGUAUUCUUAUAAUGUGAAGAGAGGUAUAAAAAUGUUAAGAAUAUAUCACAACUGA